Gopherus evgoodei (Goodes thornscrub tortoise) is the source of this 980-nucleotide messenger RNA. Its product is annotated as protein NKG7-like. The coding region runs from base 102 to 731 and encodes 209 amino acids. The transcript is spliced from 5 exons. The record is from RefSeq and is a predicted model, not a curated record. Gene Ontology annotation, cellular component: plasma membrane. NCBI's taxonomy places the organism in Eukaryota, Metazoa, Chordata, Testudines, Testudinidae.
GUACACAGGGCUGGACACAUACUGUCUCCUUGGACACUCACUUUCCCCACCCAGACCCACAAGCUCCCUUCCUGUUAAAGUUCCCUCCAGCCCCGCCCCCCAUGACCCCACCCACCGGGUGUGGGUGCAACCGGACAGACUGUGCAGGGGGCACCCAGGAAGGUCCGGUAGCCAAGACUCUGCCCGGUGGCCCGGCCCGGCUCGGCCCGGCUCGGCGGGAGAUGUUGGCCUGUAGCGUGGGGAGCUGCCUGCUGGCCGUGCUCAGCCUGGUGCUGCUCUGCACGGCUCUCUUCACCGACUACUGGCUCGUGGCCUUCGGCCCCAGUGACACGGCGCACAGCGGGCUCUGGCAGGAGUGCCGGGCCGACGUGUGCGUGAGCCCACCCCACGUCACUGGGUAUAUACAAGCCACACGGGCCUUCCUGAUCCUGGGCGCGCUGGCCACCGCCGUGUCCCUCCUGUCCCUCCUGCUCUCCGUGACCUCCUGCGUCCACAUCCCCGUGAGCACCAACCUCCUGGCCUCCAUCGCAGCCUUCACCGCCGGCAGCUGCACCCUCCUUGCCAUGGGCGUGUACACCGGCGAGUCCUGGCACAAGAACCAGGACGGGCAGAUCCAAGUGACCUUCCAAUGGUCCUUCUACCUGGGCUGGGCCGCGCUGCCCCUGCUGGCCCUGAGCGGUACCUUCGCCCUUGUGGCGCACCAGCGCCAUGUGGGAUACGAGAGGCUGUGACUGGAGCCCCAGAGAGAUGGGGGGCGGGAUGGACCCCCCGAAAGGCCUCCGCUGUCCCUUGCUGGAGCAGAGCUGGCGCCCCCUAGAGGGGAAAGGCCUCGUGCCCCAUUCCCUGCCCCAGCCAGUCCCCACCCUCUGCCGUGGGGCUGGAGGGCAGCCGGCGCCCCAGAGGCUCACGUCGGUUGUUUUAGGGUCUGUUCCUCGUUGGGCCUUUUCCUGCUUUGAAAUAAAUUGUCCCUUUGUAUCCGA